Andrographis paniculata is the source of this 2372-nucleotide messenger RNA. RefSeq names its product meiosis-specific protein ASY1. The record is from RefSeq and is a predicted model, not a curated record. The transcript is spliced from 22 exons. The coding region runs from base 22 to 1908 and encodes 628 amino acids. NCBI's taxonomy places the organism in Eukaryota, Viridiplantae, Streptophyta, Magnoliopsida, Lamiales, Acanthaceae.
UUUCGUCCAAUAUCUGCAGCAAUGGUGGUUGCACAGAAGGUGAAGGAAUCGGAGAUCACCGAGCAGGACUCUCUUUUACUCACUAGAAAUCUGCUGCGCAUUGCCAUAUUCAACAUCAGUUACAUCAGAGGUUUAUUCCCUGAGAAAUAUUUCAAUGACAAGUCUGUUCCAGCAUUGGAUAUGAAGAUUAAAAAGCUCAUGCCUAUGGAUGCUGAAUCACGCAGACUCAUUGAUUGGAUGGAGAAAGGUGUCUAUGACGCUUUGCAGAAAAAAUAUCUGAAAACACUCUUGUUCUGUAUCUGUGAGUCCGUAGAAGGUUCAAUGAUUGAGGAAUAUGCAUUUUCAUUCAGUUACUCGAAUUCUGAUAGUCAAGAGGUUUCCAUGAACAUUAAUCGUAGUGGAACAAAAAAGGGGGGAUCAAUCAAGUGUAACUCCUCAACAGAGAUAACUCCCAGUCAGAUGAGGAGCUGGGCAUGCAAAAUGGUCCGCACACUAGUUCAACUAAUGAGAACUCUGGAUAAGAUGCCUGAAGAGCGCACCGUGUUGAUGAAGCUCCUGUAUUAUGACGAUGUCACGCCGGCAGAUUAUGAGCCCCCUUUUUUCAGAAGCUGUACAGAGGAAGAAGCUUAUAACCCCUGGACUAGAAAUCCCCUGAAGAUGGAAGUUGGAAAAGUCAACAGCAAACAUUUAGUGCUAGCUCUAAAGGUUAAGAGCGUACUUGAUCCUUGUGAAGAUGAAAAUAAUAGCAAUCAAGAUGUGGAUGUGAGCUUAGCUGAUUCUCUCCAACUAGAUGAAUACAGUGAAUCUGACAGUGAGGGCAGCAGUUCGGAUGAUGAUCAAUAUAUUGUAGCCCCAGCAGCAGAGAAACAACAGCUUCAACAACAGAAUGGAGCAGCUGAUGAAGAUAACACCCAGGACCCCGAAGAAGAUGAACAACAGUUGAGAAGGCUAAGGGAGUGGAUCGGCUCAUACCACCUUGACACAAUUGACCUAACUGAUGUCCUUUCAAACUUCCCAGACAUCUCAGUGGUCUUGAUUGAAGAGAUUAUGGACAAGCUUGCCAAGGAAUGCUUUAUAUCAAAAGCUUCAGGAGAUAGCUACGUCAUUAAUAAGAAAAAGAAAUUUGAUUACGAGUUUGAUGCUGUCAAAGAAGAAUCCAAUGGACAAUUGGCAAUACAUGACGGAAAAGCUGCAACUGUGAAUGUAGAUAACACUUACAUGAAGGCCUUAUAUCACACUCUUCCAAUGACCUACAUAACAGUGGCAAAGCUUCAGAACAAAUUUGAAGGCCAAAUAAACCAAAACAUGGCGCGCAAAUUUAUCGACAGAAUGACCCAAGAUGGAUUUAUUGAGGCCAGCAGCAACAACCGUAGACUUGGCAAGCGUGUCAUUCACUCUGAUCUUACUAAGAAAAAGCUGGCCGAGGUCAAGAAGCUAUUAUCUGCAGAUUCUGUAAACCCAGAUUUGAAGGAAGCAGUGAACAAACUCAACAAUCCAGAACCUGAAUCUGCCGUUGACAAACAAAGGGAUAUGACGUCCACGUUUGGUGGCCUCCACUCUAUUGGAUCAGAUGUUACGAGGACAAGAGGAUUACCAGACGUGCACGCGGAUGACUCGACCAAAAUGGAACAGGGCGCAGCAAGAAAAAGGGAACGCGGUGGAAACACUCCGAGUAGCAGGGCUGAGCCAGUAACUUCCAGGGAGAGUUUUGUCCCUGGUGCCAAUAAUGAUAGAGCAAAUGGAAAUGGAAAUGGAAAUGCUAAUGCUAAUGCUAACGCCAAUGCUGUUGAUGAGAUGGAUAUAGUAAUGGCGACCGGGUCGACUCAGGGCAAACGAUACAGGAAAACAAGCAUGGUGAAGGAGCCGAUACUGCAACAAGCAAAGCGCCAGAAAUCUCAAGCUAUCUGAAAUGUUAAGUAUCUGGUACUACUUCUAUCGCAAUCAUCUACUUGUUUAAUAAGUUCUGCGUACAUUAGAAGAUAAAAAUACCAGUAUCAUUCAUUUAGGCCCACUUGGAGCGAUAUAUAUAUAUAUAUAUAUAUGUGUGUGUGUGUGUGUGUGUGUGUCCUGCUGCCAAAAUUGAACUUGGAAGUGGAAAAGGCGUACUACAACAAUUUAAGGAAAAACAGGUGCUUAAUGUGGAGAUUUCGUUUUCUACAGACUGUGUAUGCAUAUGCUAGGAAAGGCGAUGAAAGUAAUAGGUUAAAAUGCCUAGGAAACUUCCAUUCUUUUCUUGGAAGCUACUGAACAGAUACUGGAUUCCAAGCAUCUGUUCAGGUGGCAAUAAAAUGAAAAUUAUAUAUAGUAUAUAUAUAAGAUUUAAAGAAACGAUGAGACUAUUAGUCGUUGUUUCUUGAAAUAUGAAGGCGUAA